Molecule: messenger RNA, 2328 nt
Organism: Brachypodium distachyon (stiff brome)
Lineage: Eukaryota; Viridiplantae; Streptophyta; Magnoliopsida; Poales; Poaceae
Product: E3 ubiquitin-protein ligase RLIM
Exons: 6
Coding region: 314-1891 (525 amino acids)
Source: RefSeq, a predicted model, not a curated record
CAUUAUUAAUCCCUGAGUAGGGGAGAGUUACUGUCCAAUCAAAUCAAAUCGAGGAGGCAAGGAGUGAAGCAAUCUGCCUCCACUUUUAAUUUUACCGAAUCAUCUCUCCCCUGUCUUUCUCGCUUUGAGCCUCCCCUCCCCUCGGUCGUCUUCUCGGUAAGCUACUAGGAGCGGAAGCCGCUUGCCUUUCACGUCCGUCUAUGCGGGCGUGAGGCGUGGAAUCCAAACAACAAUGGCAGCUCGGAUGACGCUAGGUUUGGACCGCUCCGCUGAUCUGUAGGCAUUGGGCGGCGCGGCGGGGGUUGUCGUUGGGAUGGGAUCUGGAAGCAGCAAGGGCGCCUUGGAGGUGGCGUCUUCGUCGUCAGGCGGGGGCGAGGCGAAGAAGCGGAAUGGGAAGUGGAGGGGGAGGAGCCUGCUGCCUCUACCGAGCUCCUCCUGCUUCCGAGGCUUCACGCCGGAGUGUGAUGCUUCCUCAACGCCGCCGCCGCCGCCACGGGUCGAGUCUAGCAAGGGAGGGGACACUGCAAGCCUGCCUUCAGUUCCUCACAUUGACAAAUCAGAUGAUGGUGCUCCUACGGUUCCUAAAUCUCAUCCAAGUGAAGGCAGAACGGUGCCUUCAUCAGAUAGCGACAGAGACCAAGAUGAUGACAUAUUGCAGAAUGCCACUACCACCAGUAUCGUGGUCGAGGAAUACCAGUCACCAAAUCCCUCUGACAGAUCGCGGCCAUGUUUUGGAGUCAACUUUGGGUUGAGCAGAGCUGUCAGCUUGGGAUCAUCAGUGGCAUGCUCCAUUCUGUCAUCUGGACUCUCCACUUCAGUUAAUCCUGUUGGAGGCCGUGGAAAUGUGGAUCAUUCUUCUGUUGCGAACAUCUCGCAACAAAGUGGCCCAUCGACUUCUGGAAUUGAUUCAACUCUGGAUAUGCUUCGAGAUAGCGUCACAACACAAGCUAGAGCGGCUCAUCAGGCUAGGAGAACUUUGAUGGAAUCUGAAGAUGCUAGUUUGAGGUAUUCAUACAGAAGGAUGGGGUCCCAGGAACCUUCCGAAGGAAGUGUUCGGUUUAGCCGAACACUAAGUGUUGGAAGGCUUCGUGACAGAGUUCUCAGGAGGACUCCACUCUCAGAUGGUUUGUUCACCCCUUCACUUCUUUAUGAUAGGCCAGUGUGGCCAGCAGGAAAUGCUAGUGCGAGGCAAGAUUCAUCAGUGAUGCAAAGGACUAAUUCAGAUAGAAGGUCUGAACUGCAAUCAGACUCUUCAACUAGCAUGUACACUCCUGGCUCUGGAACUAUAAGAGAGACCAGUAAUCGGGAUCUACUUGAGCGCAGAUCAGCUUUUCUUGAGAGGAGGAGGAGAAUAAGAUCUCAGGUACGAGCUCUCCAAAGAUUGGGUGGCAGGUUUGAAAAUUUAUCAGGUCAUGAGAGAUCAUGCAUUCUAUCUGGCCAGCAUAGAACAGGAAAUUGCAACUGUAGAACAAGCACUAGACCAGGUAAUUCUGAUGAAGAGACCGGCACAAGGGCUAGCAUAUCAAGAAUUGUUAUGCUAGCAGAAGCACUCUUUGAGGUUCUGGAUGAAAUCCACCAACAGUCUGCUGCUUUAUCCUCUAGGCCAUCGUUUCCUUCAAUUGGAUCUGUUCCUGCUCCAAAGGAGAUUGUUGAGUGUCUUCCUGUCAAGGUGUACAAGAAGCCAUUAAAACAACAAGCUGAUGAGGCGGCACAAUGCUAUAUUUGCCUUGUUGAAUAUGAAGAGGGAGACUGUGUUCGCGUACUUCCGUGCAAUCAUGAAUUUCAUCUAACAUGUGUAGAUAAAUGGCUGAAAGAGAUUCACAGGGUUUGUCCACUUUGUCGUGGCGACGUCUGCAGAUCUGAUUCAUCGAGCAUGGUGAAGCUCGGCUGAUUCUUUGUCUCUUAAGGAUCCAGCUUGGGUGGGAAAUGGAGCUUCAGACGGUUGUUCUCUGAUCCAACUCAAUAGGACCUGCAGUUUGUGGCGGGUGCAAUUCAUUUUGUUUCUUCACCAUCUGGUCAGAACAACUCAGGAUGCUCAUGUUAUGGCAAAUUUGCAUCGCAGUCGUCCCAUUAUAAGACCGAUGAACUGCCAUGUAAAUUUCAGAUUGUUGUAUUUUUCUUUUUUUGGGUGGUGGUGGGGGGGGGGGGGGGUGUUAUGUUGAUAUCUGUUGGUAUUUCGGUUUACCUUUUCUUUUAGAGUGAUGUUUGAAAUUAGCCUGGCCGUGACUAUGCUGCGCCAGGAAAAAACUGUCACAUUGUGACUUUUUGUGAUGCAUGGCUUUCACGAGAAAACUGUGGUCUUUAUGGUAAGGUUAUGUUGCGAAAUUA